UUUUUUUUUUACAUAUUUUACAUUUUUUAUCUUUUCCUUUUUCAAUUUUCAUCAAAAAUCCUUUUUUAUACUCUAUAGUAAAUUUUUUAUUAAAAUUUUUUAUUACCCUUUCCACCAUUUUCUUUAGUUUUUAGUUUUUUUUACCCCUUCUGUCCAUUUUUCCACCCCCCUUAUCCAUCCCACCUUUUUCGCUCAUAAUAUAUAGGGGGUGUUUCUACCUGUCCUUUUUCGUAUCUCUAUCUGUUUUCUCUUUGUUUUUGAAUUCAACUUCUUUUUUCACUUUAUUUUUUGACUCUAGCUGCGCAUAAUAAUAACACCGCUCCUUUUUUGCCAGGGUGACUCUAUUUAACCUUACAUUACCAUUAACACGCAUACACGCAAGCGAAGAGCACCAUUUACCGUCAGUUCUUUUAGCAUGUCAAAGAUAAUAAAGCCAAAGCCCUCAUCAGUCCCUCUGGCUCUGGGCGACGCCGCUGAUGAGAAGCAUCACAAAUAUCGUUGCCGCGACUUGAAACGCCAGCUCGAGGAGCUUGAAGAGUACAAUGAAAUUUUGGCCGUCAAGCUGCUUCGCUCAGAAAAGUGCCUGCGCCGGAUGAAAAUCGAGCGCAACAUUUUGCUGGAGCGCUUCGAGAACUCGCGCCAUUACAGCAACUAUCAUCACGACGACUCGGAGUCAGAUUCCGACGCGCCUCUCAAGGACACAUUCCCACACCCGCCGGCAUCCGACAUUGAUCCAAAUGAGGCCCACCACCCGGCCACAGUUCCAGCAGCCAGCUCCACGCUGAAAACAGGUCGCGGGCGUCGGCGCGGCCCCUACAACGUAAACCCGCACAAGACGCGCAGCUCGGCCAAUACCCCGCAGCCGAUGUCAGCCAACAGCACGCACGACCAGACAGGCUUACGCAAGCCACGGAUGGAGAAAGACCCCAAUGCGCCGCGGCGGCCGGCCAACGCGUUUGUCCUGUACUGCCAGGUUGAGCGUCCCAACAUUCGCAGCCGCGGGACCGACCUGACCUACGGCGAAAUGACAAAGGCCAUGGGAAUCAAGUGGAAGAACUUGUCGCAGGCGGAGAAAAAGAAGUACUUUGAUCUUUACGAACGUGAGAUGUUCCGGUAUCAGCAGGAGCUCGAGACAUACAAGGGCGGUAACAGCAGUUACGGCGGAUUGACGGCUGUUGCUUCAUCAUCAGCCAACCCAUCGGCCGUGCCUUCGUCGGCUCGCUCCGAGGCAUCGUCGGUGGCUGCCGCGCUGACGGCCGUUCCUUUUGCUGACGGCGCCGACAGGCUGUCUCAUAACGGGGACAUGGACAUUGAUGCCGACGGCAGCAUUGGCGGCGACUCGCAUAUGGCCGAGUACCACAAGGACGAUGGGUCUGUUGGCUCCGAGUUGCAUACAAAUAGUGCGCCUCCCAGCAGUGUUGUGUUGGCUGCGGGCGUCGAGUUUUCGUCACCACAGCUCGCAGGAUCUAAUGGACAUCACACACUUGACGAUGACAUGCCGUCUUCGCCCAUUGCCAUUGGUGACGACCACAAUGAUGUCGGUUCUUCUGUGCACAAGUCAACUGCUGUUCCUGUGGGCAGCGCUGUUGUGAGCCAUCAGGCUUGAUUAAUGAAUUAUUUUUCACGUGUUUUUUCUUUUUAUUUUCUGUUUUUUUAGGGGAAAUUGAAUAUUGGAUAUCGACUUUA
This is a messenger RNA of Kickxella alabastrina, 1686 nucleotides long. RefSeq lists its product as uncharacterized. NCBI's taxonomy places the organism in Eukaryota, Fungi, Kickxellomycota, Kickxellomycetes, Kickxellales, Kickxellaceae. The record is from RefSeq and is a predicted model, not a curated record. The transcript is spliced from 3 exons. The coding region runs from base 416 to 1606 and encodes 396 amino acids.